AUUGCACACCAGCCUGGGCAACAAGAGCGAAACUCCGUCUCAAAAAAAAAAAAAAAAAAAAUGCAAAAGAUACUACCAAGGCCUGCUGAGCGAGGUACCUAACACUUCAUUAGCGAGUUAAGAUGGGUUUCACAAUUUUUCAAGCAAGGAAACGGGCUCGGAGGUCUUGAACAACCUGCUACCCAAUAGCAGCACAGCUACUGGAACUAAAAUCCUCUGAUUUCAAAUAACAGCCCCGCCCACUACCACGAAGUGAAGUCAUCCACAACCACGCACCGACCACUCUAAGCUUUUGUAAGAUCGGCUCGCUUUGGGGAACAGGUCUUUAGAGAACAUCCCUUUUAAGGUCAGAACAAAGGUCUUUCAUAGGUCCCAGGUCGUGUCCCGAGGGCGCCCACCCAAACAUGAGGUGGAGCAAAAAUAAAGGGAUGGGAGACUUGGAGUAGGCAUAGGGGCGGCCCCUCCAAGCAGGGUGGCCUGGGACUCUUAAGGGUCAGCGAGAAGAGAACACACACUCCAGUUCCCGCUUUAUUCGGUCAGAUACUGACGGUUGGGAUGCCUGAUAAGGAAUUUCCUUUCGCCACGCUGAGAAAUAUCUGCAGCGGCCCACCCAGGCCUGACUUCCGGGUGGUGCGUGUGCUGCGUGCCGCGUCACGGCGUCACGUGGCCAGCGCGGGCUUGUGGCGCGAGCUUCUGAAACUAGGCGGCAGAGGCGGAGCCGCUGUGGCUGUGCUGCACCUGUGCUGCGCCUCGGGUCUCUUUUGCGGCGGUGGUCGCCGCCGGGAGAAGCCUGAGGGGACAGAUUUGUGAGCGACGCGGUUUUUGUCAGCUUACUCUGGCCAAAAAAGAACUGCACCUCUGGAGCGGACUUAUUUACCAAGCUUUGGAGGAAUAUUGUAGGUAAAAAUGCCUGUUGGAUCCAAAGAGAGGCCAACAUUUUUUGAAAUUUUUAAGACACGCUGCAACAAAGCAGAUUUAGGACCAAUAAGUCUUCAUUGGUUUGAAGAACUUUCUUCAGAAGCUCCACCCUAUAAUUCUGAACCUGCAGAAGAAUCUGAACAUAAAAACAACAAUUAUGAACCAAACCUAUUUAAAACUCCACAAAGGAAACCCUCUUAUAAUCAGCUGGCUUCAACUCCAAUCAUAUUCAAAGAGCAAGGGCUGACUCUGCCGCUGUACCAAUCUCCUGUAAAAGAAUUAGAUAAAUUCAGAUUAGACUUAGGAAGGAAUGUUCCCAAUAGUAGACAUAAAAGUCUUCGCACAGUGAAAACUAAAAUGGAUCAAGCAGAUGAUGUUUCCUGUCCACUUCUAAGUUCUUGUCUUAGUGAAAGUCCUGUUGUUCUACAAUGUACACAUGUAACACCACAAAGAGAUAAGUCAGUGGUAUGUGGCAGUUUGUUUCAUACACCAAAGUAUGUGAAGGGUCGUCAGACACCAAAACAUAUUUCUGAAAGUCUAGGAGCUGAGGUGGAUCCUGAUAUGUCUUGGUCAAGUUCUUUAGCUACACCACCCACCCUUAGUUCUACUGUGCUCAUAGUCAGAAAUGAAGAAGCAUCUGAAACUGUAUUUCCUCACGAUACUACUGCUAAUGUGAAAAGCUAUUUUUCUAACCAUGAUGAAAAUCUGAAGAAAAAUGAUAGAUUUAUCCCUUCUGUGACAGACAGUGAAAACACAGAUCAAAGAGAAGCUACAAGUCAUGGAUUUGAUAAAACAUUAGGGAAUUCAUUUAAAGUAAAUAGCUGCAAAGACCACAUUGGAAAGUCAAUGCCAAAUGUCCUAGAAGAUGAAGUAUAUGAAACAGUUGCAGAUACCUCUGAAGAAGUUAGUUUUUCAUUAUGUUUUUCUAAAUAUAGAACAAGAAAUCUACAAAAAGUAAGAACUAGCAAGACUAGGAAAAAAAUUUUCCAUGAAGCAAAUGCUGAUGAAUGUGAAAAAUCUAAAAACCAAGUGAAAGAAAAAUACUCAUUUGUAUCUGAAGUGGAACCAAAUGAUACUGAUCCAUUAGAUUCAAAUGUAGCAAAUCAGAAGCCCUUUGAGAGUGGAAGUGACAAAAUCUCCAAGGAAGUUGUACCAUCUUUGGCCUGUGAAUGGUCUCAACUGACCCUUUCAGGUCUAAAUGGAACCCAGAUGGAGAAAAUACCCCUAUUGCAUAUUUCUUCUUGUGACCAAAAUAUUUCAGAAAAAGACCUAUUAGACACAGAGAACAAAAGAAAGAAAGAUUUUCUUACUUCAGAGAAUUCUUUGCCACAUAUUUCUAGCCUACCAAAAUCAGAGAAGCCAUUAAAUGAGGAAACAGUGGUAAAUAAGAGAGAUGAAGAGCAGCAUCUUGAAUCUCAUAGAGACUGCAUUCUUGCAGUAAAGCAGGCAAUAUCUGGAACUUCUCCAGUGGCUUCUUCAUUUCAGGGUAUCAAUAAGUCUAUAUUCAGAAUAAGAGAAUCACCUAAAGAGACUUUCAAUGCAAGUUUUUCAGGUCAUAUGACUGAUCCAAACUUUAAAAAAGAAACUGAAGCCUCUGAAAGUGGACUGGAAAUACAUACUGUUUGCUCACAGAAGGAGGACUCCUUAUGUCCAAAUUCAAUUGAUAAUGGAAGCUGGCCAGCCACCACCACACAGACUUCUGUAGCUUCGAAGAAUGCAGGUUUAAUAUCCACUUUGAAAAAGAAAACAAAUAAGUUUAUUUAUGCUAUACAUGAUGAAACAUCUUAUAAAGGAAAAAAAAUGCCGAAAGACCAAAAAUCAGAACUAAUUAACUGUUCAGCCCAAUUUGAAGCAAAUGCUUUUGAAGCACCACUUACAUUUGCAAAUGCUGAUUCAGGUUUAUUGCAUUCUUCUGUCAAAAGAAGCUGUUCACAGAAUGAUUCUGAAGAACCAACUUUGUCCUUAACUAGCUCUUUUGGGACAAUUCUGAGGAAAUGUUCUAGAAAUGAAACAUGUUCUAAUAAUACAGUAAUCUCUCAGGAUCUUGAUUAUAAAGAAGCAAAAUGUAAUGAGGAAAAACUACAGUUAUUUAUUACCCCAGAAGCUGAUUCUCUGUCAUGCCUGCAGGAAGGACAGUGUGAAAAUGAUCCAAAAAGCAAAAAAGUUUCGGAUAUAAAAGAAGAGGUCUUGGCUGCAGCAUGUCACCCAGUACAAGAUUCAAAAGUGGAAUACAGUGAUACUGACUUUCAAUCCCAGAAAAGUCUUUUAUAUGACCAUGAAAAUGCCAGCACUCUUAUUUUAACUCCUACUUCCAAGGAUGUUCUGUCAAACCUAGUCAUGAUUUCUAGAGGCAAAGAAUCAUACAAAAUGUCAGACAAGCUCAAAGGUAACAAUUAUGAAUCUGAUGUUGAAUUAACCAAAAAUAUUCCCAUGGAAAAGAAUCAAGAUAUAUGUGCUUCAAAUGAAAAUGAUAAAAACGUUGAGCUGUUGCCACCUGAAAAAUACAUAAGAGUAGCAUCACCUUCAAGAAAGGUCCAGUUCAACCAAAACACAAAUCUAAGAGUAAUCCAAAAAAAUCAAGAAGAAACUACUUCAAUUUCAAAAAUAACUGUCAAUCCAGACUCUGAAGAACUUUUCUUAGACAUUGAGAAUGAUUUUGUCUUCCAAGUAGCUAAUGAAAGGAAUAAUCUUGCUUUAGGAAAUACUAAGGAACUUCAUGAAACAGACUUGACUUGUGUAAACGAACCCAUUUUCAAGAACUCUACCAUGGUUUUAUAUGGAGACAUAGGUGAUAAACAAGCAACCCAAGUGUCAAUUAAAAAAGAUUUGGUUUAUGUUCUUGCAGAGGAGAACAAAAAUAGUGUAAAGCAGCAUAUAAAAAUGACUCUAGGUCAAGAUUUAAAAUCGGACGUCUUGAAUAUAGAUAAAAUACCAGACAAAAAUAAUGAUUACAUGGACAAAUCGGCAGGACUCUUAGGUCCAAUUUCAAAUCACAGUUUUGGAGGUGGCUUCAGAACAGCUUCAAAUAAGGAAAUCAAGCUCUCUGAACAUAACGUUAAGAAGAGCAAAAUGUUCUUCAGAGAUAUUGAAGAACAAUAUCCUACUAGUUUAGCUUGUGUUGAAAUUGUAAAUACCUUGGCAUUAGAUAAUCAAAAGAAACUGAGCAAGCCUCAGUCAAUUAAUACUGUAUCUGCACAUUUACCGAGUAGUGUAGUUGUUUCUGAUUGUAAAAAUAGUCAUAUAACCCCUCAGAUGUUAUUUUCAAAGCAGGAUUUUAAUUCAAACCAUAAUUUAACACCUAGCCAAAAGGCAGAAAUUACAGAACUUUCUACUAUAUUAGAAGAAUCAGGAAGUCAGUUUGAAUUUACUCAGUUUAGAAAACCAAGCUACAUAUUGCAGAAGAAUACAUUUGAAGUGCCUGAAAACCAGAUGACUAUCUUAAAUACCACUUCUGAGGAAUGCAGAGAUGCUGAUCUUCAUGUCAUAAUGAAUGCCCCAUCAAUUGGUCAGGUAGACAGCAGCAAGCAAUUUGAAGGUACAGUUGGAAUUAAACAGAAGUUUGCUGGCCUGUUGAAAAAUGACUGUAACAAAAGUGCUUCUGGUUAUUUAACAGAUGAAAAUGAAGUGGGGUUUAGGGGCUUUUAUUCUGCUCAUGGCGCAAAACUGAAUGUUUCUACUGAAGCUCUGCAAAAAGCUGUGAAACUGUUUAGUGAUAUUGAGAAUAUUGGUGAGGAAACUUCUGCAGAAGUAGAUCCAAUAAGUUUAUCUUCAAGUAAAUGUCAUGAUUCUGUUGUUUCAAUGUUUAAGAUAGAAAAUCAUGAUAAAACUGUAAGUGAAAAAAAUAAUAUAUGCCAACUGAUACUACAAAAUAAUAUUGAAAUGACUAGUGGCACUUUUGUUGAAGAAAUUACUGAAAAUUACAAGAGAAAUACUGAAAAUGAAGAUAACAAAUAUACUGCUGCCAGUAGAAAUUCUCAUAACUUAGAAUUUGAUGGCAGUGAUUCAAGUAAAAAUGAUACUGUUUGUAUUCAUAAAGAUGAAACGGACUUGCUAUUUACUGAUCAGCACAACAUAUGUCUUAAAUUAUCUGGCCAGUUUAUGAAGGAGGGAAACACUCAGAUUAAAGAAGAUUUGUCAGAUUUAACUUUUUUGGAAGUUGUGAAAGCUCAAGAAACAUGUCAUGGUAAUACUUCAAAUAAAGAACAGUUAACUGCUACUAAAACGGAGCAAAAUAUAAAAGGUUUUGAGACUUUUGAUACAUCUUUUCAGACGGCAAGUGGGAAAAAUAUUAGUGUCGCCAAAGAGUCAUUUAAUAAAAUUGUAAAUUUCUUUGAUCAGAAACCAGAAGAAUUGCAUAACUUUUCCUUAAAUUCUGAAUUACAUUCUGACAUAAGAAAGAACAAAAUGGACAUUCUAAGUCAUGAGGAAACAGACAUAGUUAAAAACAAAAUACUGAAAGAAAGUGUCCCAGUUGGUACUGGAAAUCAACUAGUGACCUUCCAGGAACAACCUGAACGUGAUGAAAAGAUCAAAGAACCUACUCUGUUGGGUUUUCAUACAGCUAGUGGGAAAAAAGUUAAAAUUGCAAAGGAAUCUUUGGACAAAGUGAAAAAUCUUUUUGAUGAAAAAGAGCAAGGUACUUGUGAAAUCACCAGUUUUAGCCAUCAAUGGGCAAAGACCCUAAAGUACAGAGAUGCCCGUAAAGACCUUGAAUUAGCACGUGAGACAAUUGAGAUCACAACUGCCCCAAAGUGUAAAGAAAUGCAGAAUUCUCGCAAUAAUGAUAAAAACCUUGUUUCUAUUGAGACUGUGGUGCCACCUAAGCUCUUAAGUGAUAAUUUAUGUAGACAAACUGAAAAUCUCAAAACAUCAAAAAGUAUCUUUUUGAAAGUUAAAGUACAUGAAAAUGUAGAAAAAGAAACAGCAAAAAGUCCUGCAACUUGUUACACAAAUCAGUCCCCUUAUUCAGUCAUUGAAAAUUCAGCCUUAGCUUUUUACACAAGUUGUAGUAGAAAAACUUCUGUGAGUCAGACUUCAUUAACUGAAGCAAAAAAAUGGCUUAGAGAAGGAAUAUUUGAUGGUCAACCAGAAAGAAUAAAUACUGCAGAUUAUGUAGGAAAUUCUUUGUAUGAAAAUAAUUCAAAUACUAUAGCUGAAAAUGACAAAAAUCAUCUCUCUGAAAAACAAGAUACUUAUUUAAGUAACAGUAGCAUGUCUAACAGCUAUUCCUACCAUUCUGAUGAGGUACAUAAUGAUUCAGGAUAUCUCUCAAAAAAUAAACUUGAUUCUGGUAUUGAGCCAGUAUUGAAGGAUGUUGAAGAUCAAAAAAACACUAGUUUUUCCAAAGUAAUAUCCAAUGUAAAAGAUGCAAAUGCAUACCCGCAAACUGUAAAUGAAGAUAUUUGUGUUGAGGAACUUGUGACUAGCUCUUCACCCUGCAAAAAUAAAAAUGCAGCCAUUAAAUUGUCCAUAUCUAAUAGUAAUAAUUUUGCGGUAGGGCCACCUGCAUUUAGGAUAGCCAGUGGUAAAAUCAUUUGUGUUUCACAUGAAACAAUUAAAAAAGUGAAAGACAUAUUUACAGACAGUUUCAGUAAAGUAAUUAAGGAAAACAAUGAGAAUAAAUCAAAAAUUUGCCAAAAGAAAAUUGUGGCAGGUUGUUACGAGGCAUUGGAUGAUUCUGAGGAUAUUCUUCAUAACUCUCUAGAUAAUGAUGAAUGUAGCAUGCAUUCACAUAAGGUUUUUGCUGACAUUCAAAGUGAAGAAGUUUUACAACAUAACCAAAAUAUGUCUGGAUUGGAGAAAGUUUCUAAAAUAUCAGCUUGUGAUGUUAGUUUGGAAACUUCAGAUAUAUGUAAAUGUAGUAUAGGGAAGCUUCGUAAGUCAGUCUCAUCUACAAAUACUUGUGGGAUUUUUAGCACAGCAAGUGGAAAAUCUGUCCAGAUAUCAGAUGCUUCAUUACAAAAGGCAAGACAAGUGUUUUCUGAAAUAGAAGAUAGUACCAAGCAAGUCUUUUCCAAAGUAUUGUUUAAGAGUAACGAACAUUCAGACCAGCUCACAAGACAAGAAAAUACUGCUAUACAUACUCCAGAAAAUUUAACAUCCCAAAAAGGCUUUUCAUAUAAUGUGGUAAAUUCAUCUGCUUUCUCUGGAUUUAGUACAGCAAGUGGAAAGCAAGUUUCCAUUUUAGAAAGUUCCUUACACGAAGUUAAGGGAGUGUUAGAGGAAUUUGAUUUAAUCAGAACUGAGCAUAGUCUUCACUAUUCACCUACGUCUAGACAAAAUGUAUCAAAAAUACUUCCUUGUGUUGAUAAGAGAAACCCAGAGCACUGUGUAAACUCAGAAAUGGAAAAAACCUGCAGUAAAGAAUUUAAAUUAUCAAAUAACUUUAAUGUUGAAGGUGGUUCUUCAGAAAAUAAUCACUCUAUUAAAGUUUCUCCAUAUCUCUCUCAAUUUCAACAAGAUAAACAACAGUUGGUAUUAGGAACCAAAGUCUCACUUGUUGAGAACAUUCAUGUUUUGGGAAAAGAACAGACUUCACCUGAAAACGUAAAAAUGGAAAUGGGUAAAACUGAAACUUUUUCUGAUGUUCCUGUGAAAACAAAUAUAGAAGUUUGUUCUACUUACUCCAAAGAUUCAGAAAACUACUUUGAAACAGAAGCAGUAGAAAUUGCUAAAGCGUUUAUGGAAGAUGAUGAACUGACAGAUUCUGAACUGCCAAGUCAUGCCACACAUUCUCUUUUUACAUGUCCCAAAAAUGAGGAAAUGUUUUUGUCAAAUUCAAGAAUUGGAAAAAGAAGAGGAGAGCCCCUUAUCUCAGUGGGAGAACCCCCAAUCAAAAGAAACUUGUUAAAUGAAUUUGACAGGAUAAUUGCAAAUCAAGAAAAAUCCUUAAAGGCUUCAAAAAGCACUCCAGAUGGCACAAUAAAAGAUCGAAGAUUGUUUAUGCAUCACGUUUCUUUAGAGCCGAUUACCUGUGUACCCUUUUGCACAACUAAGGAACGUCAAGAGAUACAGAAUCCAAAUUUUACCGCACCUGGUCAAGAAUUUCUGUCUAAAUCUCGUUUGUAUGAACAUCUGACUUUGGAAAAAUCUUCAAGCAAUUUAGCAGUUUCAGGACAUCCAUUUUACCAAGUUUCUGCUACAAGAAAUGAAAAAAUGAAACACUUGAUUACUACAGGCAAACCAACCAAAGUCUUUGUUCCACCUUUUAAAACUAAAUCACAUUUUCACAGAGAUGAACAGUGUGUUAGGAAUAUUAACUUGGAGGAAAACAAACAAAAGCAAAACAUUGAUGGACAUGGCUCUGGUGAUAGUAAAAAUAAGAUUAAUGACACUGAGAUUCAUCAGUUUAUCAAAAACAACUCCAAUCAAGCAGCAGCUGUAAUUUUCACAAAGUGUGAAGAAGAACCUUUAGAUUUAAUUACAAGUCUUCAGAAUGCCAGAGAUAUACAGGAUAUGCGAAUUAAGAAGAAACAAAGGCAACGCAUCUUUCCACAACCAGGCAGUCUGUAUCUUGCAAAAACAUCCACUCUGCCUCGAAUCUCUCUGAAAGCAGCAGUAGGAGGCCAAGUUCCCUCUGCGUGUUCUCAUAAACAGCUGUAUACGUAUGGCGUUUCUAAACAUUGCAUAAAAAUUAACAGCAAAAAUGCAGAGUCUUUUCAGUUUCACACUGAAGAUUAUUUUGGUAAGGAAAAUUUAUGGACUGGAAAAGGAGUACAGUUGGCUGAUGGUGGAUGGCUCAUACCCUCCAAUGAUGGAAAGGCUGGAAAAGAAGAAUUUUAUAGGGCUCUGUGUGACACUCCAGGUGUGGAUCCAAAGCUUAUUUCUAGAAUUUGGGUUUAUAAUCACUAUAGAUGGAUCAUAUGGAAACUGGCAGCUAUGGAAUGUGCCUUUCCUACGGAAUUUGCUAAUAGAUGCCUAAGCCCAGAAAGGGUGCUUCUUCAACUAAAAUACAGAUAUGAUAUGGAAAUUGAUAGAAGCAGAAGAUCGGCUAUAAAAAAGAUAAUGGAAAGGGAUGACACAGCUGCAAAAACACUUGUUCUCUGUGUUUCUGACAUAAUUUCAUUGAGCGCAAAUAUAUCUGAAACUUCUAGCAAUAAAACUAGUAGCGCAGAUACCCAAAAAGUGGCCAUUAUUGAACUUACAGAUGGGUGGUAUGCUGUUAAGGCCCAGUUAGAUCCUCCCCUCUUAGCUGUCUUAAAGAAUGGCAGACUGACAGUUGGUCAGAAGAUUAUUCUUCAUGGAGCAGAACUGGUGGGCUCUCCUGAUGCCUGUACACCUCUUGAAGCCCCAGAAUCUCUUAUGUUAAAGAUUUCUGCUAACAGUACUCGGCCUGCUUGCUGGUAUACCAAACUUGGAUUCUUUCCUGACCCUAGACCUUUUCCUCUGCCCUUAUCAUCACUUUUCAGUGAUGGAGGAAAUGUUGGUUGUGUUGAUGUAAUUAUUCAAAGAGCAUACCCUAUACAGUGGAUGGAGAAGACAUCAUCUGGAUUAUACAUAUUUCGCAAUGAAAGGGAGGAAGAAAAGGAAGCAGCAAAAUAUGUGGAGGCCCAACAAAAGAGACUAGAAGCCUUAUUCACCAAAUUUCAGGAGGAAUUUGAAGAACAUGAAGAAAACACAACAAAACCAUAUUUACCAUCACGUGCACUAACAAGACAGCAAGUUCGUGCUCUGCAAGAUGGUGCAGAGCUUUACGAAGCAGUGAAGAAUGCAGCAGACCCAGCUUACCUUGAGGGUUAUUUCAGUGAAGAACAGUUAAGAGCCUUGAAUAAUCACAGGCAAAUGUUGAAUGAUAAGAAACAAGCUCAGAUCCAGUUGGAAAUCAGGAAGGCCAUGGAAUCUGCUGAACAAAAGGAACAAGGUUUAUCAAGGGAUGUCACAACCGUGUGGAAGUUGCGUAUUGUAAGCUAUUCAAAAAAAGAAAAAGAUUCAGUUAUACUGAGUAUUUGGCGUCCAUCAUCAGAUUUAUAUUCUCUGUUAACAGAAGGAAAGAGAUACAGAAUUUAUCAUCUUGCAACUUCAAAAUCUAAAAGUAAAUCUGAAAGAGCUAACAUACAGUUAGCAGCGACAAAAAAAACUCAGUAUCAACAACUACCGGUUUCAGAUGAAAUUUUAUUUCAGGUUUACCAGCCACGGGAGCCCCUUCACUUCAGCAAAUUUUUAGAUCCAGACUUUCAGCCAUCUUGUUCUGAGGUAGACCUAAUAGGAUUUGUCGUUUCUGUUGUGAAAAAAACAGGACUUGCUCCUUUCGUCUAUCUGUCAGACGAAUGUUACAAUUUACUGGCAAUAAAGUUUUGGAUAGACCUUAAUGAAGACAUUAUUAAGCCUCAUAUGUUAAUUGCUGCAAGCAACCUUCAGUGGCGACCAGAAUCCAAAUCAGGCCUUCCUACUUUAUUUGCUGGAGAUUUUUCUGUGUUUUCUGCUAGUCCAAAAGAGGGCCACUUUCAAGAGACAUUCAACAAAAUGAAAAAUACUGUUGAGAAUGUUGACAUACUUUGCAAUGAAGCAGAAAACAAGCUUAUGCAUAUACUGCAUGCAAAUGAUCCCAAGUGGUCCACCCCAAGUAAAGACUGUACUUCAGGGCCGUACACUGCUCAAAUCAUUCCUGGUACAGGAAAUAAGCUUCUGAUGUCUUCUCCUAAUUGUGAGAUAUAUUAUCAAAGUCCUUUAUCAUUUUGUAUGGCCAAAAGGAAGUCUGUUUCCACACCUGUCUCAGCCCAGAUGACUUCAAAGUCUUGUAAAGGGGAGAAAGAGAUUGAUGACCAAAAAAACUGCAAAAAGAGAAGAGCCUUGGAUUUCUUGAGUAGACUGCCUUUACCUCCACCUGUUAGUCCCAUUUGUACAUUUGUUUCUCCGGCUGCACAGAAGGCAUUUCAGCCACCAAGGAGUUGUGGCACCAAAUACGAAACACCCAUAAAGAAAAAAGAACUGAAUUCUCCUCAGAUGACUCCAUUUAAAAAAUUCAAUGAAAUUUCUCUUUUGGAAAGUAAUUCAAUAGCUGACGAAGAACUUGCAUUGAUAAAUACCCAAGCUCUUUUGUCUGGUUCAACAGGAGAAAAACAAUUUAUAUCUGUCAGUGAAUCCACUAGGACUGCUCCCACCAGUUCAAAAGAUUAUCUCAGACUGAAACGACGUUGUACUACAUCUCUAAUCAAAGAACAGGAGAGUUCCCAGGCCGGUACAGAAGAAUGUGAGAAAAAUAAGCAGGACACAGUUACAACUAAAAAAUAUAUCUAAGCAUUUGCAAAGGCGACAAUAAAUUAUUGACGCUUAACUUUUCCAACCGUUUGUAAGACUGGAAUAUAAUUUCAAAUCACACAUUAGUACUUAUGUUGCACAAUGAGAAAAGAAAUUAGUUUCAAAUUUACCUCAGCGUUUGUAUAUCAGAUGUUCUUUGCCCGAUUCUGUAUUGGUAUACUUUUGCUUCAGUUGCAUAUCUUAAAACUAAAUGUAAUUUAUUAACAAGUCAAGAAAAACAUCUUUGGCUGAGCUCAGUGGCUCAUGCCUGUAAUCCCAACACUUUGAGAAGCUGAGGUGGGAGGAGUGCUUGAGGCCAGGAGUUCAAGACCAGCCUGGGCAACAUAGGGAGACCCCCAUCUUUACAAAGAAAAAAAAAAGAAUGGGGAAAAGAAAAUCUUUUAAAUCUUUGGAUUUGAUCACUACAAGUAUUAUUUUACAAGUGAAAUAAACAUACCAUUUUCUUUUAGAUUGUGUCAUUAAAUGAAAUGAGGUCUCUUAGUACAGUUAUUUUGAUGCAGAUAAUUCCUUUUAGUUUAGCUACUAUUUUAGGGGAUUUUUUUUUUUUUUUAGAGGUAAC
Molecule: messenger RNA, 11734 nt
Organism: Pongo pygmaeus (Bornean orangutan)
Lineage: Eukaryota; Metazoa; Chordata; Mammalia; Primates; Hominidae
Gene: BRCA2
Product: BRCA2 DNA repair associated
Exons: 27
Coding region: 907-11154 (3415 amino acids)
Biological process (GO): double-strand break repair via homologous recombination; regulation of DNA-templated transcription
Cellular component (GO): nucleus
Source: RefSeq, a predicted model, not a curated record